Messenger RNA from Colletotrichum truncatum, 1059 nucleotides. Lineage: Eukaryota; Fungi; Ascomycota; Sordariomycetes; Glomerellales; Glomerellaceae. The record is from RefSeq and is a predicted model, not a curated record.
AUGAAACGAAUUCAGCAGCUUGGUUAUCAACUGGCUUCCUACAAGAACGAGAUCAUGGCUCCUUCAAAGUUUACCCUGAACGAGAAUGGCAUCCCGCCGUUCGAUUCCCUUCCUCUCGGAAAAGAUGACCCAAGGUAUUCCGCCUGGGGCUUGUACGGUGAUAAAGACGAGCUGGGCUCCUUGAAUAGACUGACAGAUGAGCGUGUUGCUGCCGCGGCCAGAAGCGAGAUCAAAAGGGGAUCAAGGGUCUCAUUGAACUGGUCUCUCACAGCCCAGCCCCAACCCUUUUUCGCCCGCCAGGCCUUUCAUCACGAACUUUACCGCAAGGCUCCCCGCUAUGUCAACGACGAUGUCUGGACCUUUAACUCACAGUCCUCGUCCCAAUGGGACGGCCUCCGCCAUUUUGGAUACCAAAAGGAAGAGAGGUUCUACAACGGCGUAACCAUGGAAGAAGUCCAUGCCGUCGACGACCAAGGGAAAAGGUCCACCAUCAACGGAAUCCAAGCGUGGACAGCCUGGCAAAAGCACGGCAUCGUCGGUCGUGGAAUCCUCGUAGACUACCACACCUGGCGCCUCGAGCAAAACAAGCCGUAUGACCCGUUCGCCCGCGACUCCAUUCCCGUAUCGGACCUCCAAGCGUGCCUCAAAGCACAGGGAACCGAGGUCAAAUUCGGAGAUAUCCUGUUCACCCGUACAGGCUUCAUGGCAACACACGCCACAAAGUCGCCCACGGACCUCGAAACCUACCGCAACGCCAACCCGCAAGUGUUCGGCGGCGUCGCCCAGGCCGAGGAGACCCUCCGCUGGGUCUGGGAGAACUUCUCGGCCGUCGCGGGAGACCAACCGGCCUUUGAGUGCUGGCUGCCUCGGGACCCGCAGUACUGGAUGCACGAGAUCCUCCUGGGCGGCUGGGGCAUGCCCAUCGGUGAGCUCUUCGACCUCGAGGCCUUGGCUGAGAAGUGUAAGCAAGAGAAGAGGUGGAGCUUCUUCGUGUCGAGCGAGCCGUGCAAUGUUCCUGGUGGUGUCGCAAGCCCGCCCAAUAUCCUGGCCAUAUUCUAA